AUGCUGAAUGCCUCGGCCUCCCUGGUGCUCUCUCUCUCUGGCUUUUCCUUCUCCGCCCCCCAGAGGGCGCUGUUGUUCUGCUGUGUGCUGCUGUGGUAUCUGCUGAUCGUGGCGGCAAACGUGAUACUGGUGGCGCUGGUGGCGGCGCACAGAGCGCUACACGCUCCCAUGUACGUGUUUAUGUGCAGCCUGUGUGUGAACACUUUGUACGGAACCCUCGGCUUCUAUCCUAAGUUCCUGUGGGACCUGCUGCGCUGCGGUGCGGCCUGCAGCGUGUCGUACGGCGCCUGCCUGCUGCAGGGUUACGUCAUCCACUCGUCCAUGUGCGGCGAGUUCUCGGUGCUGACGCUCAUGGCCUACGACCGUUACGUGGCCAUCUGCCGCCCGCUCUCGUACCGUGCCGAGAUGACGCGCAGCCGCGUUCUGCUGCUGCUGCUGCUGUCGUGGCUUGUGCCGUUGCUAGCCAUGUUCCUGAACACAGCAACGGUCAUGGGGCGCGCUCUGUGCGGUGUGCGCAUUCAGCGCCUGUACUGCGUGAACUGGAUGGUCACGCGGCUGACCUGUGAGCUGCCGCUGGAGAACGUGGCGGUGGUAUAUUUCAACAUGAUCUUUUACUUCGCUCACUUCCUGUUGGUGCUGGGUUCGUACGUGUGCGUGCUACGCGCCUGCGUGAACAGCCGCGACAGCAGCGCACGCUUCUCCAACACCUGUGUCCCACACCUUGUCAGUCUGGUAAGCUUCACCGCCUCCGUGCUCUUAGACCUGCUCUACAUGCGCUUUGGCUCCGCCCACAUCUCGCAGCACGCCGCCAACUUCUUCACCAUCGAGUUCCUGUUGGUUCCUCCGCUGCUGAACCCUCUGAUCUACGGCCUCAAGCUGAGCAAGGUCCGGCACGCGCUGACGCUGAUGCUGCGGCUGCAGGACAAGGCAGAGGGGAGGGGUCCACAGGGGAGGGGCUCAGAGGGGAGGGGUCCACAGGGGAGGGCCGUGGAGUGA
Knipowitschia caucasica is the source of this 996-nucleotide messenger RNA. The record is from the annotation of a GenBank genome assembly. NCBI's taxonomy places the organism in Eukaryota, Metazoa, Chordata, Actinopteri, Gobiiformes, Gobiidae.